UUUUCCCUCAUUCUAAUUUCGCUUUCUGCUGACACCAGGUGAAGGGAGUCCCACACGUAACAGAAUGAGGAAGAUUGAUUUGCUAAUGUUGGGUCUGCUAUCAAUAGUUCUGCUAACUGGUUUCACCAGUGCAAAAGAUGGCUGUGAAGGGAGUCCCACACGUAACAGAAUGAGGAAGAUUGAUUUGCUAAUGUUGGGUCUGCUAUCAAUAGUUCUGCUAACUGGUUUCACCAGUGCAAAAGAUGGCUUCAAAUGCUAUAAAAAAAAAUACCCGGGUAAAACGUGCAGAACACCCCAAACCCGCUACUACUACGAUUUAGCUGAAAACCUGUGCCAUACGUUCAAGUGGGGCGGUUGCGCAGAUCCUGAUAAUGCCAAGUCCGUGAAUCGUUUUCUGACUAAGGAAGAGUGUGAGAAGCAGUGUAAAAUGUAUCAAGCGCAUGAAGUCAGUAUUUAAAUAAACCAAUCCAAUCAGUGCUACGAUGCAAAGAUUAAUUUGUGUUAAGCCUAGUUUCCUGAUAUCGUUGCUUCAAUCUGGAAUUUUUCGAAUUUUCCAACAAAAAUAAUACAAAAAUAACACUAAAUUUACUAAAUGAAACCAUAAUUUGUAAAUGCAAGCUUAAGAGUUAUUCAAUUAAUAAAUAACAAUAUUACUAA
Messenger RNA from Drosophila mojavensis, 657 nucleotides. RefSeq names its product kappaPI-actitoxin-Avd3d. The record is from RefSeq and is a predicted model, not a curated record. Lineage: Eukaryota; Metazoa; Arthropoda; Insecta; Diptera; Drosophilidae. The transcript has 3 exons. Gene Ontology annotation, molecular function: serine-type endopeptidase inhibitor activity. Bases 65 to 457 code for a protein of 130 amino acids.